Molecule: messenger RNA, 3244 nt
Organism: Pristis pectinata (smalltooth sawfish)
Lineage: Eukaryota; Metazoa; Chordata; Chondrichthyes; Rhinopristiformes; Pristidae
Gene: aste1b
Product: asteroid homolog 1b
Exons: 4
Coding region: 1-1959 (652 amino acids)
Molecular function (GO): nuclease activity
Source: RefSeq, a predicted model, not a curated record
AUGGGUAUCCAUGGAUUGAUGUCCUACGUUGGAGAAAAUAAUCAUUUUUUUGAUAAUAUAAAAUUGCAAAAUACUAGAAUUGUAGUUGAUGGCAAUAAUUUAUUUCACAGACUUUACUUUGACUCUCGUUUGGAUCUUAAGUAUGGAGGAGAAUAUGAUUUAUUUACAGAUAUCAUCUGUAAGUUCUUUGAAGCUCUGGCCCUCUGCAAUAUUUCACCAUAUGUGCUUUUUGAUGGUGGAUGCGACUGUACUGAUAAAAAAUUUGAAACGAUCAAACAACGUGCCAGGGACAAAAUCCUAAAAGCACACUCCAUUUCAAGAGGUGGAGGAGGGAUGGUGUUGCCACUACUUGUCCCAGGAGUUUUUAAACAAGUUUUAGCGCAGUUGCAAGUACCAUAUGUCCAGUGUCAUUCCGAAGCAGACCGUGACAUCGUUGCUCUUGCUAAUCAAUGGAACUGCCCCGUCCUAACACUGGACAGUGACUUCUGUAUCUUUGAUUUGAAGGCUGGUUAUUGUCCCCUCAAUUAUUUCAAGUGGGAAGACGUAACUAGUCUUAAAGAUCAUUCAGAGUCCUAUAUUUCAGCCCGGUGUUUCUCCAUUGAAAAAUUCUGCAACCAUUUUAAUCACAUGAACAAAGCUCUUCUUCCACUCUUUGCAGUGUUGAAUGGUAAUGAUUAUAUUAAUCUUCCUUUCCUGGAGAACUUUUCCACCAGAAUACAUUUCCAUACAAGGACUUCUUCAGCAGGAAGGAAGAACGAGCGAAUUCAAGGGCUUCUGAACUGGCUGUCUGGGUUUUCCGAGCCAAAGGAAGCAAUAGAAAACAUUCUGAAGUCUCUAAAGCAAAGAGAACGUGAGAAGGUCCAAGAACUUCUGUGUUUUCAUAUGGAUGAAUACAUUCAGUCAGAUGUGGAUCUUGCAAAAUACUUUCAGAACAAGGAUAUAAAGCCAAAUGCUCCCACUAUGUUGGCUAGCAAAGCCCCAGAAUGGAUGUUAGCUGCUCUAUUGAAGGGAGAAUUGGCUCCAUUUCUUAGUGACUGCUUGACCUUGAGGAGAACAUUCCUACAACCUCAGGUAGAAAAUAUGCGCAGGACCAGCAGUCACAAGUGUUCAUUGUCCAUUCGCCAGGUUAUUUAUGGACUGCUAAGUACCGAUGAGACUUUUCUUGAUUCAACAUUGGGUCAAUCUGCUAAGAUACCAGGAGAGGCCAGCCUUAAAGCUGAAGAAUACAGCAAAGUGCAUUAUGUGCAGGAAUAUGAUAGACAUGACCAAACCCUGAAAAAAACUAACAUUCAAGCAGUGCUGAAAAGAUUCAACUCAAACGAAAUACAUAGAUUGCAAAGGCUACCAGAAAUUUCUAUCCUGGAUAGAACCUGUUUUCUUUUAGAGACUCUGAAAGUGAAAACUGAUGUGCAGGCUUUGCCAGCCAACUUGCACUUGACAGUUUACAUUACCUGCUACUGGGUAGCUCAUGCUGAACCAAAAGUGACACCACACCAUCUUCAGGCUCUCCUGCUUUGUAUUGUAACUGGAGAAUUACAUAAACUAAUUAACAAACCAGGUAACAGUAAUCCCAUGGAGAAAGACAUUGGAAUGGUGUACGAUAGACUUUCCCAGCUGAGACAAAGAGAGCAGCAGAUGGGAAAUCUGGAUAUAGAUGUAGCUCAUGUCUUCUGUCAGUGGCAGAGUUGCCUUUUAAUGGGAAUCUAUUUAAAUCAGCUCUUGUGCUGUCCUCUUCCAACACCAGAUAUUACACGACUCUAUAGUGGGACUUUAGUUCAUCGUUUCUACCAAGAGCUGAAGUCGAUGGCUGCCACAGAGGACCUACUGGAAGGUUGCCUGGCUGCAGGGGAGAUUUACUCCAAACUCCUAAACGCAGUGACUGCCACGGUACCAGCAGACUUUUUUAAGACGGGGAAAAAAUCCAAGUCUCAUAGAAGAUUGAAGAAAAAACCAAACUGAUUCAAUUGUACCAUCAACAGACGAAGAUCAUCAAGGGCUCCCUUUGUGUCAUAAUGUAAAUAGUAGAUUUGCAGCCUUGUCAAAUGAGAAUUCUGCCUAAAACCUGUUGAUGCCGAACUGCUUUUGUUCAUCAGUACCAAUUUUGGAUCCAACAGACUGAAGAGAGAGCUGCAGUAAUUUUACCAUUUUCAACACACUGAACAAAGUUUUGUAAGAAGUGAUCAUCCACAGUUUUAAGGGAAAAAUUUGUAUAUUUGACUAUAACAUUCAUAAUGUUAGGCUGCUCACCUGUUAAUGCCUGGACAGGGAACGUUAACAAAAGCAGCACACACAGAAUGCUGCUGUUAUUGCAACAAAGUAGGUUUCCAAAUAAAUAUUUUUAAAAAUCCAAACUAAACUCUACAUGGAAACAAAUCAAACUGUCGAACUACAUUUUUGGAAAUUAAUAUAAAACAUUUAUGUACUGUAACUCUAAAAUUUGAAAUGGUACUUUAAUUGGUAGCAAUUAAAGUCUACUUUACAAGAUGACCAUGGGAUGCGCUUUUUGAUCCUCCUUUUACUGCUGCUCCCCACCCAAGCAACCCCUAGGUUUUUGGAUAAAUCUUCAUAUUUCUCAUACCACAGUAGACUUGUCAGCCAUUAAGUCUAUUUCAGCACUCAGAGCAACCUGUUCCCUCACGUAUUUCUCUGCCAUCUAUUCUAUCUCACAUGGCCAUGAACAACACCGAUUCUCCUACCAUCCACCAACAUUAUUGUCAGGCUGCUGCCUGUCAUUUUGGUGGUUAAACUCCUUAAAUAAUCCAAGUAUUGUGUAAAUUGCUAUACAAUUUCUCAAUCCAAGAUACUAGAGGGGGGAGGGUUAAAGAACUGAAGAUCCAUUUGGGGCUAGCAAAGAACUGGGUUAUCGGAGCACCACCACCCUUUCACUUUCCAGUGCUCAUCUGACAACUAGUAGUGAGUUUCUUAACCAAAGAGGUCUUCCAUUUCACAAAUGGAAGAAUUUCAACAACUGUUAAUAUUGCUUUCCAUCUGUCAGAAUGAAGAACCACAGUGAGUGGUGUAAGUAAAUGGAAGGUUUAAUAUUGUGGUCUUCAUUUUUAUAUGCACAGAAAUCAAUGAGGUUUGGUAGCUAAGUUCUGAAACUAACAAAGCAACAUAAUUUUUUUUUGAGUACAGAGUUUUACUUUAAGUGCCAAGUUGUUUCAUACUGAAUGUCCAGUAAAGUCUGAAAAUAAAGUUGUAACUGGUUCUGUUUGGAAAUUGAAUAAAAUCAUUUUGUAAGAUA